Alosa alosa (allis shad) is the source of this 1659-nucleotide messenger RNA. RefSeq names its product polymeric immunoglobulin receptor-like. Bases 87 to 1565 code for a protein of 492 amino acids. The transcript is spliced from 8 exons. Lineage: Eukaryota; Metazoa; Chordata; Actinopteri; Clupeiformes; Clupeidae. The record is from RefSeq and is a predicted model, not a curated record.
GCACACGGCAAAGUUUGCAGGAGCCCUUGUAAACACACCGCUGCUCUAUCACACGUCAGGUUGGAUCUUCUUGACCUAAAUCCACAAUGAAGAACCUCAUCGUACUUCUUAUCUACCUGAUCUCAUGUUCUUAUGAGGAUAUCAUAAAGGAAACUGGACCUCUUGCUGGAGUAGUUACCAUCAAAUGCCCAUAUGAUGCACAGCAUGUAGACAGACACAAGUACUUCUGCAAGGGUGCAGGAUGUGACAUCAUUGUAUCCGAUAAAGAGAGCAGACAGCGAACCUCUCAGAGACUGAAGCUGACUGACCAUAAACAGGGCAAGAACUUCUUGGUGACCAUGACUAACCUGACUGGGGAGGACACAGGAGUGUACUGGUGUGCAGCUGGAGGAGCAUCACCAUCAGAAACACCAGACCUGCUCAUGGAAGUCCACAUACAGGUGAAUCCAGUCAUUGGAGAUGUUGGAGAUUCAGCAACAUUCAGAUGUCCAUAUGCAGAGGGCUCUCAGAAUAAGAGCAAAUGCCUCUGUAAGGGGGAAUGUGAAAAAAGCGGAGACAACUGUCUGAUUAAAUCUGAACAAGGGCAGACUCAGGCAAAAAAUGGACACGAGACUCUGUAUGACGACACCGUUUCCAGAGUGUUCAAUGUGACGAUCGGAGGACUGAGAGCCGAGUAUUCUGGGAAGUACACUUGUGCAGUCAUUACUGAAGUAAAUUUUGUAACCACUGAGCAGGAGUUACUUGUCAGAGAAGUGGUGGCAGGAGAUGAGGGAAAGUCUGUCAUCAUCACCUGCAAAUAUCAACAUGAUCAGACCAGCAAAAAUACAGCCAAGUACUUUUGCCGAGCAAAAGACACUGGUUGUAAGUUGGAAGAUUUCCUGGUGUCAUCACUAGCUCCAAACCACAAUAGAUACAUUUUAAAAGAAGACAAGGAUCUUCAGCCUGAAAUCUCUGCCAGAAUCUUCAAUGUGACCAUCACUGACUUAAGAGCAGAGGAUUCUGGGAUAUAUUGGUGUGGGGUAGAAGAAACAAAGAGUGUGGUCAGACUGGAGGUCAUCAAAACAUCUACUAAUGUGAUUCAUAUUCCUGACAAAUCAACCACGUGGCCAUCAUCUCCGGCAUCCAUGUCCAUGACUCCAGUCACCAUCUCAACAUCUCCUGGUGCCAGUCCCUUGACCCUCUCUGUGUCUCUGAUCGUUGUGAUGGUCGUUGUGGCAACUGCAGUGUUCCUGCUUUACAGGCACAAAAGAAACAAGACACAAGAACUUCCAUCCAACGAUACAAACACCAGAAGAAACAGCCAGGUUCCUCAGCCGGACUGCAUGUAUGAAGAGAUUAAAGAUACCCAUAAUCCAUCUCUCCCAGAAACCAACACUGUGUAUGCCACAGCUCAAUUACCCACAAUGCCCUCUGAUGACCUUACAUACUCCACUGCUACGUUACCCACAAACCCUUGCACUGACAUGGGCUACUCUGCAGUGAGUUUUGGUGAAGGCCCGAACACAGUGGCCAUUGCUUUCAGACAGGGAAACUGUGAGUACUCCAGGACUAGUUCAGACCAGUAAAGCACACCGUUCACCAGAACCAACAUGAAUGCCCCACACACUGCACACCACACACCAGAACCAACAUGAAUGCCCCAUACACUGCACACCACAC